Molecule: messenger RNA, 1076 nt
Organism: Melozone crissalis (California towhee)
Lineage: Eukaryota; Metazoa; Chordata; Aves; Passeriformes; Passerellidae
Gene: ESD
Product: esterase D
Exons: 9
Coding region: 76-924 (282 amino acids)
Biological process (GO): formaldehyde catabolic process
Cellular component (GO): cytosol
Molecular function (GO): S-formylglutathione hydrolase activity
Source: RefSeq, a predicted model, not a curated record
CCCGGCCCCGGGGCGGGAGAAGGAGCCGCCUCCACACAGGGCCGCCCCUUUCCGCCGUUCUUCCGCGUUAAAAUCAUGGCACUGAAACAGGUUUCCAGCAACAAAUGCUUUGAAGGUUUCCAGAAGGUGUUUGAACACGACAGUGCAGAGCUAAAAUGCAAAAUGAAAUUUGGAAUCUACUUGCCUCCAAAAGCUGAAACUGGGAAGUGUCCUGUGCUGUAUUGGCUCUCAGGGCUGACCUGCACAGAACAGAAUUUCAUAACGAAAGCCGCGUUCCAGCAGGCGGCAGCCGAGCACGGCCUCAUUGUGGUGGCACCAGACACCAGCCCACGUGGCUGCAAUAUUGAAGGAGAAGAUGAAAGUUGGGAUUUUGGCACCGGUGCUGGUUUUUAUGUGGAUGCCACUGAAGAUCCCUGGAAAACAAACUACAGGAUGUAUUCCUACAUAAAGGAUGAGCUGCCUAAACUAAUAAAUGCCAAUUUUCCAACUGACCCUGAACGAAUGUCUAUUUUUGGGCAUUCCAUGGGAGGUCAUGGAGCUCUUAUUCUUGCUCUGAAGAAUCCUGGGAAGUACAAAUCUGUGUCAGCAUUUGCUCCAAUCUGCAACCCAAUUCAGUGUCAGUGGGGGAAGAAAGCCCUUGGUGGAUAUCUGGGACCAGAUGCAAGCAAAUGGGAGGCCUAUGAUGCCACACAGCUUGUGAAGUCCUACUCGGGCGCUUGCCUGGACAUCUUGAUUGACCAAGGCAAAGAUGACCAGUUCCUGUCUGCAGGCCAGUUACUGCCCGAUAACUUCAUCGCUGCCUGCACCGAGCGCAAAGUCCCAGUAGUCUUCAGGCUGCAGCAGGGCUAUGAUCACAGCUAUUAUUUCAUUGCUUCAUUUAUUAAUGACCACAUCAAACACCAUGCAAAAUACCUCAAUGCUUGAACCAUUUGGAUGAGGGCUGCCUGGACUAUACGAAUCAAGAGAUAGUGGUGAACUAAACAAAAAUCAUUUGCUGAAGUAAUGUUUGUAAAAUGGAGCUCUUCUGAUUGUACUUCUAAGAAAAAUAAAAGUCCCCCUUAAUUUAAUGUGUGUGC